AUGACGUUUGUGGAAAGAGAGGAAUAUCAAUAUGUUGUUCGUCCUGAGCAGGUGAAGCCAACGGAUAAUCUGAAGCCUGAAGGCAAAUUUUAUAGUCCUGAAAAGCCGAAGUACAGUCCUGGUGAGCGUCCAUCUCAAGUUCGUCGAGAGGAUAACUUAAAGCCUGAAGGUGAUUUCUAUACUCCGGAAAAACCGAAGUUUGUGCCCGUAGAGAGACCUAAACAGAAGAAACCACAGGAUAAUCUGAAGCCUCUUGAUGGUGUUAUGUAUACACCGGAAAAAAUUAAAUAUCAGCCUGCUGAGCGACCUGAGCCUAAGAAAUAUGUUGAUAACUUAAAGCCUGAAGGUCAAAUGUAUAUUCCUGAAAAGGACACAUUUAAACCAGCUGAAAAAGUAAAGACAAUUAUAAGAAAAGACAACCUAAAAACCGAGGGUUCAAUGACAUUUACUAAAAAAGAGGAGUAUCAUCACGUAAGAAGACCGGAACAAGUGAAGCCAACGGACAACUUAAAGCCGGAAGGAGAAUUCUAUACUCCGGAAAAGUCAACAUUCAAGCCAGCAGAACGACCAGUCCAAAAGAAACCCAAGGAUAACUUGAAAACAGAAGGUGAAUUUUAUAAACGAACAGAUAGAACUGAAACUGACAGUACAACGGUGCUAGAGAGUGUUAAAAGGGAACCUGCCAAGCGACCGGUGGAUAAUCUGAAGCUAGAAGGACCUAUGACUGUGACUAGGAAAGAUGAUUUCAAAACCACAACUAAUAAAACCAAUAUUGAUCGAGUUCAGCGUACACAAAAAUACAAGCACAACAGCUCGACCAUCACCUUAGGUAAUGAUACUUCCAUUCUGAAGACAACAAACCAGAUGAACUUUGUUUCCGGCAAGGAUGCAGUGAAGCAAGUGGAUGUCAACAGCCAAAAGCCAGUCGAUGGUCUAAUUAUUGUUUCUACGAAGAAGGUCACAACAGUGAUCGGGGGCCGUGCGAAAAAGGAACCGGAAACUGAGUAUGUGAAGCGACCAGCUAAGAUAAAUGUUAUUGAGAAUGUGUCGAAAAACACGACCACAACAAAUAUUGAGAACACACAAAACGUACACAAGGAAACAACAUCGAUGCAACGAAAUCUCAAUGUACUAGAAAAAACAGCUGUAAAAACAGAGCAAAUACGUGGAACAACGGAUGAUACAAGAGCUCUUCAAACUUCAACAACGACAAGGCGAACUAACCAGGAUGACCGAGAUGUGACACAAACUGGCGGCAUAACGUCCAAUACAGUCUCAGGUAGGACAGUUACCAACAAUGUCACCGAAAGUGGAGGCUCAACAUCUCGUAUAGUCACAGGCAGGACAGUGACCAACAAUGUGACAGAAACGGGAGGCUCUACAACCCGUAUAGUUUCCGGCAAAGUUGUAACUGGAGACACCACAUCUACGGCAGCUACUGGCCGUACAACUAUAAACAAUGUGGCUGACACAGAAGGCUCGACAACUCGUAUAGUCUCCGGUAAACAAGUGUCCAGGAACGUGGGAGAUACUGGAAGCUCCCAUAUCGUCUCCAGCAGCACGACUAGUAAGAAUGUAAACGAGACUCGAGGUUCAACCACUCGCAUUGUCUCUGGUAAAUUGGUGACAACGAACGUUGCUGAAACGCGAAGCACUCAUAACGUGACCGAGACUGGAGGCACAACAACUCGUAUAAUAGGCGGUAAACUAGUCACAACGAAGGUCAACGAAACAGUGGGCUCCACUUCUCGCACAAUCUCGGGAAGUCCAACAUCAAAUAAUACCAACGGAGGAUCAACGUCUCGUGUGGUUGACAACAACAGUUCGGUGACUAGCAAUGUGAAUGGCAGCUCGUCGAAGCACUUCCAUCACAGGAAGAGUGAGUUCUCCUCGGAAGCGGAUGUUUCCAACUCAAUCUUCCAUCGAAAGAACGUGUCAACCGAGUCAAAUCCACUGAGCAGCAGUCUAACCUCCAAUGGCAAAAUGCAGCGCAAGAGUAUUCUGAAUCUGCAUGAGCAAUCGCCGAGCUGCAGCGCCCAUUCGCCUGAUCGCCAGAGCUACAGUAGCAUCCACCGCCAGAACAGGGAAUCGGACUUGAGUACUAGCUACUCGACGGAUCGUCGCAGUUGCAGCGUGCAUAAGGAAAACAAGGAGCAUCAUGUGAAAACAUCCACGUCUUCCUCGUCCAUGUCACGUAUUAUAUCUGGCGGCGAUACAAAUCGAUCGAACCUGGAGAGAUCGACACUCACACGAACAAAUGCAUCGAGCGGAGUGGAUUUUCCAUCCCAAUCGCAGUCGCAGACGCAUGUAACGCGUCAUCGCAACGGUGCUAACCAACAUUUGUCCAGUGGCAUCGAUUUCGCCUCCUCCUCCUCCUCUUCGGCCUACAAUGUCCAUGGCCAGAGCGAACGUGUUGUGACCACACGACGCAGCAAUCAGUCAUCGAUUAGUCUGGGCAGCGACAAGUUCACUGGCUCGAGUCUCUAUAAGAGCGAAUAUAUAACUGCCCCAGCAACAACCUGUGCUGUUCAUAAGAUUAAACAAGGUGCAUUCCAGCCGACCAGAAGUACGCACGAUCAUAAAUUUUACAAAACCUCCAACUAACUGAUAAUUAACACACUUAAAAUCGUGCUCGUAUGUCUCUUGUCUUGUCAAGUCUUGUCUUCAUAUCAUAUCACAUAGUGCCUAAGAUUCCAUGACAAUAUUUUUUAUACAAUAUAUCUACUUACCUGAA
Drosophila navojoa is the source of this 2734-nucleotide messenger RNA. RefSeq names its product SAXO downstream of blistered (gene Sdb). Gene Ontology annotation, molecular function: microtubule binding. The record is from RefSeq and is a predicted model, not a curated record. Gene Ontology annotation, cellular component: sperm flagellum; centriole; cytoskeleton. NCBI's taxonomy places the organism in Eukaryota, Metazoa, Arthropoda, Insecta, Diptera, Drosophilidae.